Molecule: messenger RNA, 3142 nt
Organism: Haemorhous mexicanus (house finch)
Lineage: Eukaryota; Metazoa; Chordata; Aves; Passeriformes; Fringillidae
Gene: GAA
Product: alpha glucosidase
Exons: 19
Coding region: 16-2754 (912 amino acids)
Biological process (GO): glycogen catabolic process; lysosome organization
Cellular component (GO): lysosomal membrane
Molecular function (GO): carbohydrate binding; alpha-1,4-glucosidase activity
Source: RefSeq, a predicted model, not a curated record
GGCGCAGGCCGGGCCAUGGGGCCGGGCCCGGGGCUGGCGGCCGCGCUGCUGGCGCUGCUGGUCCCGGUCCCGACCGCGGCGCGGGGCCCCGGCGCUGCUGCCUGCGAGGUGUCCCCGGGCGGCCGCUUCGACUGCGGCCCCGAGCGGCUCCUGUCGCGGGCGGGCUGCGAGGCGCGGGGCUGCUGCUACAGCCCCGGGCCCGGGCCCCGCUCCGGGCCCGGCCCGCCCUGGUGCUUCUUCCCCCGCGGCUACCGCAGCUACCGCGCCGAGAACCUGACGGCCACCGAGAGCGGCUUCUCCGCCCGCCUGCGCCGCGUGGCCGCCGCCUUCCUGCCGGGAGCGGUGGACGAGCUGCGGCUGGAGCUGGCGCUGGAGACCCCGGCCCGCCUGCGCUUCACGCUCCGGGACGCGGCCCGGCCGCGCUAUGAGGUGCCGCUGGCCACGCCGCGGGUGCGCGGCCGAGCCCCGGCCACGCUGUACGGGCUGCAGGUCAGCCAGGAGCCCUUCGGCCUCGUCGUGUGCCGGCAGCGCGGCGGGAGAGUCCUGCUGAACACCACGGUCGCACCCCUCUUCUUCACAGACCAGUUCCUGCAGAUCUCCACCUCCCUGCCCUCCCAUUUCAUUUCGGGACUGGGGGAGCACCUGACACCGCUGUUCCUUGACACAGCGUGGACCAGGGUCACCCUCUGGAAUCGGGACAUGGCACCUGCGCCCCACGUCAACCUCUAUGGCUCCCACCCCUUCUACCUGGUGAUGGAGGACGAUGGUUCAGCCCACGGUGUCUUUCUGCUGAACAGCAACGCCAUGGAUGUGCUCCUGCAGCCCAGCCCGGCCCUGACCUGGCGCACGACGGGGGGGAUCCUGGACUUCUACAUCUUCCUGGGCCCUGACCCCAAGAGUGUGGUGCGGCAGUACCUGGAUGUGGUUGGGUUCCCCUUCAUGCCCCCGUACUGGGGCCUGGGCUUCCACCUGUGCCGCUGGGGCUACUCCUCCACCGACAUCACCCGGCAGGUGGUGGCCAACAUGACAGCAGCCCGCUUCCCCCUGGAUGUGCAGUGGAACGACCUGGAUUACGCAGAUGCCAAGAGGGAUUUCACCUUCAACAAGAAAAGCUUCAAGGACUACCCGGAGAUGGUGCGGGACUUCCACAGCCGCGGGCUGAGGUACAUCAUGAUUGUGGAUGCAGGGAUCAGCAGCUCGGGGCCCCCUGGCACCUACAAGCCCUACGACGAGGGCCUGAAGCGAGGGGUGUUCAUCCGGAACGCCACGGGGCAGCCCCUGAUCGGGAAGGUCUGGCCAGGCCCCACGGCCUUCCCAGACUUCACCAACCCAGAGACUCACGAGUGGUGGCACGACAUGGUGAAGGACUUCCACGAACAAGUGCCCUUCGAUGGCAUGUGGCUUGACAUGAAUGAGCCGUCCAACUUCGUGGAGGGCUCCCAGGAUGGCUGCCCCAACAACAACCUGGAGCAUCCCCCCUACGUGCCAGGUGUGUUUGGGGGCCGCCUGCAGGCCGGGACCAUCUGUGCCUCCAGCCAGCAGUACCUGUCCUCUCACUACAACCUGCACAGCCUGUACGGGCUGACCGAGGCCAUCGCCUCCCACAAUGCUCUGCUGAGGGUCCGGGGCAAGCGUCCCUUCAUCAUCUCACGCUCCACCUUCGCUGGGCAUGGGCGCUACGCCGGGCACUGGACAGGGGAUGUUGGCAGCGACUGGCAGCAGCUCUACUACUCCAUCCCAGAGGUGCUGCUCUUCAACCUCUUUGGGGUGCCGCUGGUGGGUGCCGACAUCUGCGGCUUCCUGGGCGACACCGACGAGGAGCUGUGCGUGCGCUGGACCCAGCUGGGCGCCUUCUACCCCUUCAUGAGGAACCACAACGACCACGGCACCCGGCCGCAGGAGCCCUUUGCCUUCAGCCCGCCCGCCCAGGCUGCCAUGAGGAACGCCCUGCGCCUCCGCUACUCCCUGCUGCCCUUCCUCUACACGCUGUUCCACCGGGCCCACAGCGCCGGGCAGACCGUGGCACGGCCCCUGUUCCUCGAGUUCCCCACAGACCCCAACACCUGGGCCGUGGACCGCCAGCUCCUGUGGGGCGGGGGGCUGCUCGUCACCCCCGUGCUGGAGGCAGGACAGACCAAAGUCAGCGGCUACUUCCCAGCAGGGACGUGGUACAGCCUCACAGGGGACUCCACCAUCCACAGCAAAGGGCAGUGGAUCCUCCUGCCAGCACCCCUGGACACCAUCAACGUCCAUGUCCGUGCAGGGCACAUCCUGCCCCUGCAGGAACCUGCCUUCAGCACUGCCCAGUCCCGUGGGAAGGGCAUGGCCCUGGUGGUGGCACUGACCCUGGACGGCUUCGCCAGGGGAGAGCUGUUCUGGGACGAUGGGGAGAGCUGGGAGACCUUUGAGAGGGGCGACUACACCGAGCUCCUCUUCCUGGCCUCCAACGUGAGCACAGGGAGCUGCUGGCAGGGGCUGGGCAGGGCUCCUGGUGGCCCUGGCACACCUGUGUCAGCUCCGUGGCCAGCAGAGGGGCAGGAGGACGCCGUGCUCAGCCUGCUGCUGCGGGCCAGCGCCCACCUGGACGGGGUCCUGCUGGAGGCUGUCACUGUGCUGGGGGUCACCAGCCCUCCCCGGCGAAUCCUGGCCAACGGUGCCACCGUCAGUGACUUCUCCUACCGCAGCGACACUCAGGUGCUGAGAGUCCCUGUGUCGCUGCCCAUGUGGGAGCAGUUUGUGAUCUCCUGGUCCUGACCCAGUGUGGGUCACAGGUAGAGGCUGUGCUGCUCCCCUGGAAUCUGAGGCUAAACCUGUCCCAUCCCCUGUACCCCGAGCUGUCCUGCUCUUCCCACACUCCUGGGCCUUGUUCUCCCUCUGGCUCCUGGGUGUUGAUGGAGGGGUGUGCACUGGACUGGCAGAGGGAGGAGGGCCUUGCACAGCCCCCAGGGACAGGGAAAACCUCACCAUCAUCAAAUCAGGGGAAAAAAGACCCAAGUGCCUUGUGAGACAGCAAACCAGUUACUCUGGGACCUGGUAACUGGGGCACAGACUGCAGGGAGUUUCCUGGCUGUGGUUUUGGGGAGGGGAUGUGCAGGGGCUGAGGGAGCAGUACUGUGAAUAAAGCUGCUGUUUGCUGGGAGCA